CUCACCUUAAUUAAAACACCCUCACUCUCAACUGAGAAACGAAGAAUAGUGAAGACAGUUUCAGACCAUGAAGGUGCCCUUAUCCGUAACUUGUUUGGUGUUGCUUUUGCUUCCACGUGGGGAAGGUUUGUCGUGCUAUGAGUGCUUGGAAUCUUCCUCGUGGGACCAGUGCACGAACCAUCAGGAACCUCGUUACUGUGAACCCGGAUGGAAAUGCGUAAUCAUGAAAGAGAAGGCUAAGGGGAAGAACGAGUACUAUUACCGAAGAACGUGCAGUGAAGAGUCAGUGUGUAAAGAGUUCUGUAAAGACAAACAGGAUUGCGUUUACUCUUGUUGUGGCAGCGAUAACUGCAAUAAAGGGGAGAUCUAAGGAAAUGGCUCUUGGAUAACUCAACAACGUAAAUGAGUUUUGCAUAUGAUAUCAAUAAAA
This is a messenger RNA of Pocillopora verrucosa, 430 nucleotides long. RefSeq lists its product as uncharacterized. Lineage: Eukaryota; Metazoa; Cnidaria; Anthozoa; Scleractinia; Pocilloporidae. The record is from RefSeq and is a predicted model, not a curated record.